AUGCCUGAGGCCAAAGGUGCUCCUCAGUCUGAACAUUUUUCCCUGCAGAUCACCCGCAUGAAUGGCGUUCCCCUUGCGAAGAUGAAAGUCCAUUCUUUGCAAACGGUGGGUGAACUCAUCACGGCCAUCAAGACGGCGGCGCGUGCGGAUGACCUGAACAUGAUGCUGGCCUUCAAUUCGGAGGUGUUGCAACCAGCGCUGACCCUGCAAGAUGCAAAGCUGUCUGAUGGGUGUAACGUGGUGGCGAUUCGUUAUCCCGAGUUGUUCCUGGCCGCUACCUAUGACGACGGCUUGACCAAGAUUUGGAGUGCAGAGACAGGCAACUGCGAAAGGACCAUUGAGGGCUGCAGUUCAGUGGUAACUGGAGUUGCCUUUGGAGCGUCUGGUCUUUCGCUGGUGUUGGGCAUGAUGGAUGGACAUGUGCAGCUGCGUAGCGUGACAUCUGGGGAAAUCAUCAGGGAGUACCGAGCGCAUCAAGCUCCGAUCGCCGGUGUCGCCUGUUCUGCCAAUGGCCAACUUUUGGCCACGGGAUCUUUGGACAGGACUGCAAUCGUUUGGAACUUUGAGACAGGGAGAGCGAUGAAGGUCUUCAGCGGGCAUUCUGGCUCCGUGACAAGCCUAGCCUUCUCAUCAGACUCGCUCACCCUUGGAACAGGAUCUGAGGAUUUCACAGUAAGGCUUUGGAAGGUGGUUGAGAAGAGACCGGAGACCAUCCUCAAGGGCCAUGCCGGCUGUAUCAAAGCGGUGAACUUUUCACAGCACGCGAAGGGCCUCGCCAGUGGUUCCACCGCUGGAGAGGUGAUGAUUUGGUCCAUGACGGGUAGGUUGGAACUAAACCUGAGCCCACUGGGCUUCGCGGUUUGUGCUGUCUCGUACUCGCCCGACGGAAUGAGUCUGGCUGUGGGAGGCACUGAAGGUCAGUGCAGGAUUUUCAGCAUCGGCACUGGCGUUUGCAUUCUGGCAAUCCAGUGCAACAGCGGGCCUGGCAGUGUCCGUUCCGUGUCCUUCUCUCCCGCGGGGACCUUGCUGGCCACUGGUGCAGAGGAUGGGAACAUGAGCGUCUUCGGUACUGCGGACGGCCAUUGCAAGCUUGCCAUGCCGGCACAUGUUCGGGAAGGGACAGACCAGUCCGUGGGUGUCUUUGCAGUUGCCUUCUCUCCAGGUCCCACGCCACCUCCACAUCGCGGGCGAGUGGCUAAGCCAUGA
Cladocopium goreaui is the source of this 1206-nucleotide messenger RNA. The record is from the annotation of a GenBank genome assembly. Lineage: Eukaryota; Dinophyceae; Suessiales; Symbiodiniaceae.